GGGCCGUUCCUGUGUCCCCAAACUGGGGCAGGGAACCCCAAAAAAAACCCCAGACCCCAAAAACUCGCAAAAAAUCACCAAGAACCCGCCCAAAACACCCCCUUCCCCAUCACAGGGGCCCUCCUGUCGUGUCUGACCCCCCCCAAACUCCCCCUGGACCCCCAAAAUUCCCCAAUAUCCCCCCAAAAGUCCCCAAUUUCGCCCCAAAUCCGCGGCCGGGCUUUAGGACCCAGCGCAGGCCCAGCUCCUCUUGGCCCCGCCCGCUUUGGGUCACGUGGGGGGUCACGUGGCGCCCGUCAUGGCGGCGCCCAUGGCGGCGGCGAGCGGCGGCUCCGUGACGCGGCGGCUGCUCCGGGGCGUCUCCCGCAGCCUCAGCAGCGGCGGCGCCCCCGCCGAGGAGCCCGAGGCCGCCGUGGUUAACGUCGUCUUCGUGGACCGGGAGGGGCGGCAGGUGCCGGUGCGCGGCAGAGUCGGUGACAACGUGCUGCACCUGGCGCAGCGUCACGGGCUGGAGCUGGAGGGCGCCUGCGAGGCCUCGCUGGCCUGCUCCACCUGCCACGUUUACAUCAGCGAGCCGCACCUGGGGCGGCUUCCGGCGCCGGACGAGCGGGAGGAGGACCUGCUGGACCAGGCGCCGCUGCUGCAGGAGAACUCGCGGCUCGGCUGCCAGCUCCGGCUGAGCCCCGCGCUGGAGGGGGCGCGCAUCGCCCUGCCCCGCCUCACCCGCAACUUCUACGUGGACGGGCACGUCCCCAAACCACACUGACCCCGAAAACCCUGGGGGGAACCCCCAAACCCCGCUGACCCCGGGGGGAACCCCAAAACCCCGCUGACCCCGGGGGGAACCCCCAAACCCCACUGAGCCCAAACAAACGCCCUGACCCCAGAAACCCCAAUUAGCCCAAACCCCACUGACCCGAAACCCUACUGAGCCAAAACCUCACUGACCCGGGAGGGCACGACCCCAAACCACACUGACACCCCUGGGGGACCCCAAAAACCCUGGGGGGAACCCCAAAAACCCACUGACCCCGGGGGAAAGCCAUAAAACCCACUGACCCCGGGGAGACCCAAAAACCCCACAGACCCCAAACCCCACUGACCCUGAGGGACAUCCCCGAACCCCAGGGGCACCCCUGAAACCCACUGACCCCGAGGGGACACCCCAAAAACCCACUGACCUCAAAACCCCACUGACCACCGGGACCCCCCAGGGAAGGGGAACUCCCCCCAAAAAAUAAAUUAUUGCCCCUCA
This is a messenger RNA of Zonotrichia leucophrys gambelii, 1255 nucleotides long. It is a transcript of the gene FDX2, whose product is annotated as ferredoxin 2. The record is from RefSeq and is a predicted model, not a curated record. Gene Ontology annotation, molecular function: 2 iron, 2 sulfur cluster binding. Gene Ontology annotation, cellular component: mitochondrion. Bases 299 to 766 code for a protein of 155 amino acids. The transcript has 4 exons. Gene Ontology annotation, biological process: P450-containing electron transport chain; positive regulation of oxidoreductase activity. NCBI's taxonomy places the organism in Eukaryota, Metazoa, Chordata, Aves, Passeriformes, Passerellidae.